Messenger RNA from Saccoglossus kowalevskii, 2237 nucleotides. RefSeq lists its product as uncharacterized. NCBI's taxonomy places the organism in Eukaryota, Metazoa, Hemichordata, Enteropneusta, Harrimaniidae. Gene Ontology annotation, biological process: proteolysis. Gene Ontology annotation, molecular function: metalloendopeptidase activity; zinc ion binding. The record is from RefSeq and is a predicted model, not a curated record.
UGAUCAACGAGGUUUGUCUGCUGAUCUCGAUUUCUUUGGCAACUAUGGGAAAUGUACACGAGCUGCGUCAUGUCCUUUUAAUAUUGGCACUGUCUGUGGGUCGUAUAUAUAUGGAGGACGACAUUGUUGAGUUAGAUAUAAAGUUAACUGAAGCUCAGAAAGCUGCAAGGGAAGGUGUGCAAACUAGAAAAGCAGUUUCUGAUGUAACAUUAUAUUGGCCUAAUGGUAUUAUUCCUUAUGAGAUAUCGGCAUCAAGCGAACCCGACCGUGCUGUGAUUUUAAGUGCAUUACAUUAUUGGGAAAGUGUAUCAUGCCUUCAAUUCCCCCCUUACAGCGCGGCUGCAGGACACACAUCAAGAAUCGAAUUCACAAACAAACCAGGAGAAGGCUGCUGGUCAUGGGUCGGUAUCGCGAACCCUGGUGGACCACAGGAAAUAUCAAUUGGAAAUGGUUGCGCAACUAGAGGCAUAGUAGCACACGAGAUUGCCCACGCGUUUGGUUUCUGGCACGAGCAAAGUAGAAGCGAUAGGAAUGAUCAUGUAAUUGUUCAUGUCGCGAACAUCGAAGCCGGGCAAGAAGAUCAAUUUAAAGUACAAAACACAGACUGGCAUGGUGUGCCUUAUGAUGUGGGUUCUAUUAUGCAUUAUGGGAAAUAUGAUUUCAGCAAAAAUGGUUUAGCUACAAUCACUGCGAAAAACCCAGCUGAUGAAGCCAAAAUGGGUCAGCGUGAUUACCUGAGUGCAGCCGAUAUUGAACUUGCUAAUAUAAUUUAUAAUUGCCCAGCGGAAGAAGUUCUAUAUGGCGUUGGACUAGAUCUUCAACUUUACAGCAGGAACGCAAUUCAUGGCACAUGGUCUGGUCCAGCACCGAACAGCUGUUGCGUGAUCGCGAUAACCGUUCUACAGGAUGGCACUAUCCUAGGCGUGGGUUUAAACCUGCUGUUGUACACCAAGUCUGCUCUUGAUGCAAAUUGGCUAGGUCCUAUAGCGAACAGUGGUUUUGUAUUGGACGUCACACAGAUGCAUGAUGGGACAAUUGUUGGUGUCGGUCUCAACUUCCUUUUAUAUACUCGCUCUGCUGUCGAAGGUACGUGGGCAGGGCCAGUUCCGUGGAGUGGACUCGUGAAAUCCGUAUCGGUGCUACCAGAUGGAAGUUUAUUGGGUGUUGGAUUGGGUGGGCAAUUGUGGUCAAGGGCAGGUUUAACCGGAACCUGGGCACUUGUGAAUUUGAAUGGUUUUGUUGGUGAUAUAUCAGUCAGCAAGACUGGUGCGGUCGUAGGUAUCGGAAUCACUUGUGGUUUGUGGGAAAGACCUGCCUAUACGUCGUAUUGGCAAGGAGAAAUUUCAGACAGCCGAUGUGUUAUUUCUGUAUCGUUUGGAGAGAAAGUGAUCGAAAAAGAAGUCACGAAACAGAUUGGUAAAGUAUAUGGAGUCGGUGUUAAUCUUCAACUCUACACUAGAGACAAUGUCGAGGGCACAUGGUCUGGUCCAGCACCGCUCAGUUGCUGUGUGAUUUCCAUGACUGUUCUGCAGGAUGGCACUAUCGUAGGCGUGGGCGCAAAUCUGAUGUUGUACACCAAGGCAACUAUAGAUGCACCUUGGGUGGGCCCUGUAGGGUACAGUGGUUUCGUGUUGGACGUAACGCAAAUGCCUGAUGGUACGCUCGUUGGUGUUGGUCUCAACCUCCUAUUAUAUACUCGUCCGGGUGUCGAGGGUGUAUGGUCUGGCCCCGUUCCGUACAGUGGAUUCGUGAAAUCCAUAUCCGUGCUGCCGGAUGGAGGUUUAUUAGGUGUUGGUUUGGGUGGUCAUUUAUGGAGUAGACCUGGCAUCCAGGGAGUAUGGACAAACGUCGAUUAUAAUGGUAUUGUGUCUGAGGUAUCUGUGAGCAAAGGCGGGGAAGUCAUUGGUGUUGGAAUUACAUGUGGUCUGUGGGAAAGAGAAACGUACACAUCAUAUUGGAAAGGUGAAGUUGCUAACAGCCGUUGUAUGAUUUCUGUAUCGUUUGAAGAAUAAUUACGGAGUGCUACCAAAACAGUGACUGAUUGAUGAUCACGAAACUGCAGAGAUUAUAUCGAUACCACUGUCUUAGUUAUUACGAAAUAAAUCUGAAGAUGCAGUCAUACACUUAUGAUGAUCUACUAACCGUUAUAAUUAUAGUUAUGAAUAACAACCAUUUCCGUAGUUGAAUAUGCAAGGAACACAUAAUAAAGUACAUAGAGCAUCAUUUAUGUGUGAAAA